Molecule: messenger RNA, 795 nt
Organism: Fusarium venenatum
Lineage: Eukaryota; Fungi; Ascomycota; Sordariomycetes; Hypocreales; Nectriaceae
Source: RefSeq, a predicted model, not a curated record
AUGACUACUCCAUCUUCAUUCACAGUCACAAAAGGACUCAUUACCAUUGAGGCACUCGACGAAGGCACUGGUCCUGUUAUUGUUAUCCACCCCUCUCUCGCCCGUGGCGCAAAUGACUACGACAUCGUUGCCCAAUUCCUUGUCGAAGCUGGCUACCGUGUUGUCCGUCCCCAGCCCCGUGGCAUCGGCAAGAGCAAUGGACCCAUGGACACGCUGACGAUACACGACUUCGCCGCCGACGUUGCCAUGGUCCUCGACCACAUCAAAUGUGGCCCAUCUGUCAUAGUUGGCCAUGCCUGGGGUAGCAUGCCAGCGCGUAUGCUAGCAGCUGAUCGCCCAGACCUCGUCCGGGGCGUUAUUAUGGCAGCCGCCUCGGCAGGCAGGCUACCUCCGGGAUCGACGGAGAAGCCAUUCAGUCGGCUACGCAUGGAAAUUGACGGCUCUGGCGAUUUUUCUCUCCCUGAGUCCAAACGUCUCGAGUACUUGCAAGCAGCCUUUUUCGGACCUGAGAGCAACCCACGACUGUGGCUGGACGGAUGGAGUGAAGCUACCCACGAUGCUCAGGCGUAUGCGCGGAUGCAUACGCCCGUUGAUGAGUACUUUUCUGCUGGAGAAACUGUUCCAAUCUUGGAUCUACAGGCUGAAUAUGACGCCGUUGUCGUGAAAGAUGUUAUGAAGCAGUAUCUCGGCGAUCGUGUCGAGGUGCAGAUUAUCAAGAAUGCUGGCCAUGCUCUGGCACCAGAACAACCAGAGGCGAUGGCCAAUGCUAUUAUCGAUUUCACCAAGAAGCUUUAA